GUUUUCGGUAGGUCGACGUACCAGCUGCUAGCGAUCACACUUGCUAAGAUAGAAAGCUGGGAUUUAACGAAGACCAAAUGUACUUUUUACAGUGAUUAGGAAAAGAGAUAAUAAUGCACCAGCAACAUACACAAGAUCACAUGUCUCAGGAUCUUCUAACAGCUAGUGUCUGGAGAACAUUACCUACAGAAAUUAAAGUACAAUUAUUUCGUCCAAAUCGAUAUGUACUUCUUGAUAGUCGUGUUCAUUCAAUCACUGUUAAAAAAGUUGCUUCUAAUCAAAACAGCAAAAAAAGUAUUAGCAAUACCACCAAUGCAUUACAUCCUUUUAUAUAUUCUGAAAUUCCAAUGGAAAUCAAACACUUGUACGAUGACCAUGAUAAUACUCAGGGAACAGGAACAACAACAACUGAGACUACUUCUUUACCUUCUCCACUCACUUCUCUGACACGGAGUUCACCGUCAACGACAAAAGAUUUUGACAGUGUAUUCAACUUAAACCAGUUCAGUGAUUAUGAGAAAACUUUCUCAUUGAAGUGUUUACAGUCGGCAGCGAAACCGCCACAUGUGAUUUUAUUCAACGAUGGCUUAUUUAUCCGUUUAACGUCACAAUUCUCCUUUCGUUUUUGGCCAAUUGAAUUGAUUUGGAUUGAAAUGGAUGAAAAACUAAGUGAUUCUGAAUUUGAGCUUCGAACACCAGAAGGCUUCUAUAAGCUUGUAUCCUCACUAUGGCAUGCUGUUUUGUUGAAAACUAUCAAAUCUGUAUGCUCAAAUCGUGGUGAUUUAUUCGUUAGUCGAAAUGGGAGUAUAUCUCCUCAAGAUAAUACAGUAGAAUCUAAUUCUAUUCGUGAACGUCGCUGUUGCCUAUAUCAUUUAUUUCGAUCUGGCCCACUUGAAAGCUUCGCCUAUUAUGGUUCUUGGCUGAAUGGUAGACUGGAUGGAAGUGGUAAAAUGUGUUGGCCAGCAAAAAAUCUGCAUUCCUUACACUCCUGUAAACAAUCAACACACUCGACUGAAACAAGUUCUUUAAUCUGUCAUCCACAGAAUAAUUACAAUGAUGAUAAUGAUUAUUCUGCGGGACAACUACCACAACUACCGGAUUCAGUACGUUUAUUUCUCUCAUUAAUUGGUCCUUUGGAUAUUGGUGUAAAGAAUAUUGAAAAUGAAGUGAUAUCUAUAUUUUGUACAGGAGAAUUUCAGUCGAAUCAGCUUAAUGGAUUAGGUGAAUUGUGUAUUCAAACAGUUCAAGGUUCUAUCAAUGUUCGAGCCGAAUGGAAAAAUGGUCGACCACACGGUAUAGGCUCUUUAAGAUGUAUAAAUGGUGAUAUUUAUACUGGUUGGUUUGUAAACGGUACUCGAGAGGGUCAUGGUUGUCAAGAGACUUUCCCACUUACUACUACUAAUAGUAAUAAUCAACAGAGUGAAGCAAAAUGUGCGAAACGACAUCGGAAAACAAGUGAUUGGAGUACACUUUAUCUUGGCAAUUGGCUUGCUGAUAAACAGGAAGGUUUCGGUAUACAGAAGGAUAUUACAACUAGUGAUGUAUACGCUGGUCAAUGGAUGAAAGGUGCAAUGUAUGGACGUGGAAUUAUGUACCAGUCGUCUGGAGUCUGUGUAGCUGGAGAAUUUCAGGCCAACGGUAUUAAUGGACAAGGUUUAUGUAUUACUCCUGAAGGGAAUAUUUAUACUGGCAUGCUUUCUAAAAAUCAUCCGAAGGGUAAGGCUAUCCUAAACAUUUUGUCAUCUAAUCUCUUGUUGGUCGGAAAUUUCUCUGGUGCAUUGACCAGUUCUCCGUCUAAAGACAACAACACUUUAUACUUUAAAGGCAGUAUAAUACCUGUUGACGGGACAAUGAAUAAUAAUAAUAAUAACAAGCGAAUAACCUCGGGUAGUUAUCAUCAUCGUUUACGCGUUCCAUUUCUAGUGCAAGAGCGUGAGAAAAGCGGAGCCUGGAAACAGUGUGAACGAAUUGAAACUGUGAUAAAUGAACUAUCCAGUCAAGGUUUUGAAUCAUCGGUCAACUCAACUCAUUGCAAUCAGUCAGUUGAUACGAAAACAUUAGCGAAUCAUGAUUUUAUUGAAUUGGCCAUAUUAAUCUCCUCCUAUACAGUUCCAUUUCAUUUGCGUUGGGAUAGUUUAUUCCGUAAUUGUGUCAUAAACGCUAUGCACUUAUUCAAUUCCACUUCAUUAUCAUGUUUGACAGACUAUGUAAACAGUUUGACAUCUCGUGCAUCCUUGGACAAUGCAUCUAAUGCAUCAUCGAAUGACGUAGUCAGUCCACAAACCAAUAAAUAUCAUCAGCAUAUUCAACUAAUCAAUGAGUUAGCCAACUGGUGCUUGCCUACUAGUCUUGGAGGAUUAGCAGUGAACUCAAUUGAUGAAUUAUUGUGUAAUAUGCUCAAUGAACUAGACUCACAUGAAAUGCAUACAGUACAGCCUGUAUUGAAAAUCCCUACAUCUUCACCUUUAUGGCUUAAAUACUUACGAUUAAUCAGUUCACUAUUGGCUGAUUGUUUUCAUAUAACUUGUACAAUAAAUUAUAAACAGUUAUCGUGUCAUCGUCAAUCAACUGAGGUGGAUCAAUUAUUCAAUUCUCCCUAUCCAAACUAUUCAAUACAUACACAACUUGUAUUAGCUCUUAGUGAAUAUGCUCAUCUUGUCGCUAGAUUAGCGCAUACUUUCGCUCAAGCUAUACAGCAGAAACUCAAUUCUCUGGCAUUUACACCAGUGCUUCAAAUUGAUAAUGUCAAUCAUUUAUUUCAAGUUUGUGAACCGAAUGUCAGCUGUGAUUUAUUCACCCUCCCCAAUUUACUACACAUCGACAUGGUGAGUAGAGAUGACAAUGUUGAUGCUAGUGGCGGCCGAUUCUCAGUUUCAGACAUUGAUGACUGUUGUCAGUGUAAUGAGAAUGAAAAGGAAGAAAUUGAAGCAGGCGAAGAAGAAGGAGGAGGGGGAGAGGAAAGUGUUUCUAUCAAAGGCAAAUGGCAUUCCCUUUGCAGCUUACCUGAAGUUCAACUCAGCGGAUCAAUCAGUUUAUUUGAAUUGGCUUGUGAUUGUCUCCUGCCGAAUAUCUAUCCAACUUUAUUUGGAUUAUUUAAAGCACAAUACGCUAUGCUGGAUAAAUCCUAUUGGGUAUACCGUCAAGCUUUACAUUGUAAAUCUGACUUUGUGCUAUAUUCCUACCUUGAAUUAGACAAGAACUUAUGGUUGUGGCAUACUCCUUCAGUUUCUAACAUAUCGACGACACCAUUAUCCGAACAAUUUUCCGCCUUUCAUCCAGCUGUAGAUAUUCUUCGUACAAUUUGUGAUAAAACUACUCCAACUGAAAAGCUUCUAAUUAUUUAUCAGGCAUUCGCUACUGUGGAUCAGAUUAUCAGUAAAAGUAAGCCUUGCCGCAACCAUGUUCGAACAUCGCUAGAUGAGAUGGGCAAUUGUAGAAAUCCAUCAAUAUGCUCAGUGGAUACUUUGUCUCACUUGCCGGGACUUGAUCAAUUAUUGCCGAUUAUUCAGUUUGUUGUCAUCCGGGCUGGUGUUAUGUACCUGGGCGCUGAACUAGCGUAUAUUGAACAACUGGCACCGGAACGCUUAUCGCUUACUGGUCUCCUACCCUAUCUAAUGACUACACUACAAGCGUGUUAUGAUCAAAUUCUUCGAGAAGGUUUACAAUUCACAAUUCAAUUUUGAUGGCGAUCUCUUUUUUUUUUAUUUUAGUUUCUAGUUGUGGUUUUUUUUAAUAUCUCAAAUUGUGAAUUAAUUCAGGAGGUGACUAACUUAGAUUUUUUUUCAUUAUUUCAUUGAAGAUGAUUUCUGCUAAUAUUUUUUGUUUUAAAUAGAGAAGCAACGUUUUGCUAGAAUAAUCCUAUGCCUUUCUUUUUCUCCUAUUUACACUAACUUAUUUUUGAGUACUGUUUAUUUUUUUGCAAACGCACCAAUACAUACAUACUUACGUACACACGCAUGCAUGCACGCACUCAGCAUACAUGCAGCAGUUCCAACACCUGUAAUUUUUUCUCAUACACCGACAUUCUUUCAAAUACUCUCUAUUACUACUGUCUGUAUCAUUACCAUAUCGUGUAAUAUUCAUUUGCGACUGUUUUCCAUAUUGGAUACUUUCUUAAAACUUCAAUUGUGUACUUAACAGUAUUGUAUUGUUUUGUAUAUUAAAGCUAGUGAUUGGCUGUGCUUCUUAAUAUCAUUUUUGUUAAUAUUCUUUAACUAUUGGCUAGAGUGCUAUUCAUCACAACGAGAAUCAUUACUGUAUCCACCAUUCAAGCAGGUAUUGUUAAAACCAAUCUAAAUAAACGUGAUAUUAUUUCACAGAAACAUUUGUUUUCUUCAACUCACAGAGUACCUACCACAUAGCGCAUCGUAUCGUAUCGAAGGUGGCAAUAGAUAGUAGUGCCAACUUAUCAUUGCUAAGCACAGCAUGCUGUUUGUUGUCCAUCCAUACCUGAUGCUUCUUUUGUAUCUAUCUCUUUUAAUGGUUGUUAUUCACUCUAUUGUUCUCCUGUUGUUUUUUGUUUUGUAUCGUUAUAGUGUGGAGGACUGUCUUUGACACAACUGUUGUACACUGGACUAAUCUCGCUAGUCUUUAGCAAUUUUAUAUUUGUCCUCUCUGUAAGAAAAUGAGUCUAUAACGGUAUGUGACUACGAAAUCCUCUUGUUUAUGUGUAUCUCGUUUUUGUUAUUAUCAUAAUUAGUAGUUGUUGUAGUACUACUACUAGUAGUAGUAGUAGUAGUAGUAUUAGUAAUAACAGCAGACGAAAACAUUGGCUUUUACACAAACUACAAAAUCAAAAUUACGCUGGUGCUUGAGCCUAAAUAAUUAAUGGGACUUAAGUAGUAAUCAGAAUUGUGUGCACAUAUGUUUCUUGAAGUAAGAAAAAUCAGCAAGCAAUUGGGAGACUUUGUUAGAGACAGAUGAAAACGCAUUUAUUCCCUACAAUUUUUCUCUAGUGUAGGUAGUAUGUAUUGAGUUAAGCAGACUCUUAUCUUUUGGUACAUUUUCAAACUUCGUCACUUUUUUGUGACGAUGCUGCAUGGGUCCAGUCGACCAACACUUCAACUUCCUGUUUUUUGAUUCGUUCAGCAGCAUAACCGCUCAUGAACAACCUGGUACGACAGAGGAUGGGUCGGUCUUCCUCGCGAAAUGCCUUCAUGUAGCCAUACCACUGCCUUCAUGCGGCACGGGUGAAUGUAAACGUCUGGCGCUUA
Trichobilharzia szidati is the source of this 5213-nucleotide messenger RNA. NCBI's taxonomy places the organism in Eukaryota, Metazoa, Platyhelminthes, Trematoda, Strigeidida, Schistosomatidae. The record is from the annotation of a GenBank genome assembly.